AUGAGGGCCCCCACGAGACCCCGAGCCUCAUGGCAUUGGUAUGCUGCGCUGGGAGCUCUACUACCAGCCUGUUUGGCCAAUGCGAGUCCGGCAGUCAACGUAGCACUGCAGGCUUCCUUCGAUUCGUCCCCGUACUUGGUUGAGCUGCUUGAAACCGCCGCCGACGAAAACGCAACCUCUUAUUUCCCAUUACUCGACCGCAUCGCCGACGGUGCCUUCGAGGAAGCUAUCUCGGAGAAGGAGCUGUAUGACCGCUUCUUACAGGUCGUUCACGAAGAUGGACAUCUACGCACCCCCGAAAGUCUAUCGUCGUUCAAACUAUCGCUGUCAACACGGUCAUUGGCGCCUCGAAUCCAGGCUCAUUAUCAGUACUACAAUACCUCGGUGCAGCAAUCGAUGAUGGGGGCGCAAGAUGCGGCUUGUCCCGUCUGGGUUCAUUUCGAAGGGAAGCAGUAUUGCUCCUCGCUGAUGGAGCGUGCUCAGCAGGAUAUUGAUGGAGAGUUAGAUCCCAGGGAACUGCCAUUCGACCGUGUUCACGGCGAUAUCUCGCUUCCCCCCGCUGUUCUCUACGCAGAUGUAUCGGCCCCGGCGUUCAAGGAAUUCCAUGAUAAAUUGAGCGAGAUGGAGAAGCAAGGCGAAAUCUCGUACCGUGUGCGCUAUCGACCACCCCAGCACUGGACCUCGCAACCCCUGUUCGUCUCCGGAUACGGCGUGGAACUAGCGUUGAAGCGUACGGAUUAUAUUGUGAUUGAUGACCGUGAUGCAGAGCAACGGGAUGACAGCAGCAAAGAGGGCGCUCCAACUGGAUCCGAGGAAUUGAAGGAGGAUGCCCCAGAUGAUUUGCGGCCUCUAUCUGCUUCGGAGGUGUCUAGACUUGGCGUGAACUCUGCGAGCUACGUGAUGGACAGCGAAGACCCGCUGAAAACACUGGUCAAGCUGUCACAAAACUUCCCCAAGUACUCGACUACCAUCGCUGCUCAUAAUGCUACCGCAGAACUGCUACAGGAAAUUCGUGAAAACCGGGCGCGGAUGAUCCCAGCUGGCUACAAUGUUAUGUGGAUCAACGGCAUGCAAAUUGAUACCCGACAAAUUGAUGCAUUCUCUCUGCUCGAUAUCCUCCGUCGAGAGAGGAGGCUCAUUGAUAAGUUCCGCGAUCUAGGUCUGUCUGCACAGGAGGCUGUGAAGCUCCUAUCGCACCCAACUCUGGCAGAGUCCCAGGCGGACGAUGACUCUCAGCGUUACGACUAUCGUGAUACUCUAGAAGGUGGUCAGGUCAUUAUUUGGAUGAAUGAUCUAGAGAAAGACUCGCGCUAUGAGUCUUGGCCAACUGAUCUCCAAACAUACAUCACCAACACUUACCCGGGGCAAUUGCCCCAAGUCCGUCGUGACUUGCACAAUGUCGUCAUGCCCGUUGAUCUAUCUAGCCCAGAACACGUCAUGUUGGUUGUCAACCAGGUCCAGACCUUUAUUAAACGUCUGAUCCCUAUUCGCUUCGGUCUGGUGCCAAUUGCGCCUUCUCCAGAUGCCCUUCCCCAACUGAAGCUGGCACACUACCUUCAAGAGACUUACGGGCUCUCGUCACUGCUCCACUAUCUGGAAGAGUCCGCCUCUAAGGGCAAGGCUGGAGAAACUGACAAGGUGUCGUUUGAGGCAGCGACCAAGGAGCGAACGCCACGCGCAGACAAGGAAGCUCUAUCUUUCGACCAGGUGUUGAAGAGUGAGCACUACGAUGCUGUGGCCACACGCAGUGCUGACUACCAGCGUCGCCUCGGCCUUCAGGGUGCAGCUCCUAAUUUCUUGGUCAACGGUAUCCCGGUCUCUCGCGAGAGCAACUGGAUGCAGGAGUUGAGCAUGCUGAUUAGCAGGGAUCUGAAGCUGAUCCAGCAGGGUUUCGUUGAAGGCGUUUUUGAAGAAGACGCUGUGCUGCCCGAGUUCUUCUUGGCCGGUGCCUUUGAGAGACGCAACACGUUCAUCAUGCCCGAGGACCCUAAGAGCGUGCGCAUCGUGGACCUUGCCACCAUCUUCGGGCCUGAUUCAAAGAUUCUGGACCAAAUUCCCCAGAUUGAACCUGAAAGUGGCGUUUUGGGCGGCAUUCACAUCAUCGUCGUGUGCGACUUUGAGUCGGAGGCUGGAUUGAAGCUUCUCACCGAUGCGUUGAAGUUCCGGAAGGAGAAUGGCGAGAUGGAACUUCUCUUGGUGCACAACGGUGCUACCGAGUCUGAAGGAAGUAUUUUACGCCUGAACGCGAUUCAACACGCCCUUGCCAAGGGAGGAGAGAUCGACAGCAUAUUGGAUGCCGUUGCCUCUUCUGAACCCCUAGAGUCAUCUGAAUCUAGCCAGGAGGCCAUCCAUGUCCACCGACGUCUUGCCGAGACCCUCGGAUUUGACGCCGGCACGGAAGGUCUCGUUGUCAACGGCCGUGCAGUUGGGCCUAUUCCCAAGGAAUACUCUUGGAGCGUGGAAGAAAUCGGCCAGCUCGUUGCCUACGAGCGAUCCAAGCGGAUUGAACCCGUUGCGAAAGCCUCCCUGUCCCUCCGGUUGAACAAGAAGCUCACCAAGCCCCUUGACCUCGCCAAAUUGACUUCGAUGGUUACUCUUUCUACAAUCUCGGACGUACCCGAGGGCAUAUUCGAGUCGAUGCCGGACUUCCGAAUGGAUGUGUCGGAUAAGUGGAAGACCGAGCACUCGGUCAUCGCUGUUUCCAACUCUGAGGAUCCCGCGAUCAAUGUCGCAGUUGUGCUUGAUCCGGCAUCCGAAACGGCCCAGAGAUGGUUGCCGAUUAUCAAGGUCCUCUCUGAGCUAGCGGGUGUUCAACUGAAGAUCUUCUUGAACCCCAAGGAUGAGCUCAAAGAGCUUCCUGUCAAGCGCUUCUAUCGCUACGUACUGGAGUCAGAGCCAUCGUUCACUGCUGAUGGCUCUCUAUCUCGCCCUGGAGCUUCGUUCACUGGCGUGCCCGUCGAGGCAUUGCUCACCCUGGGCAUGGAUGUCCCCACGUCUUGGCUCGUGGCGCCCAAGGACUCUGUCUAUGACCCGGAUAACAUCAAGCUGAGUGCUCUGAAGGCCGGAGCCAAUGUCGACGCCAUCUAUGCUUUGGAGCACAUUCUGAUCGAAGGCCACUCUCGUGAUGUUACCACCGGCUCCCCACCCCGGGGAGUGCAGCUCGUUUUGGGCACAGAGGAUAAUCCUCAUUUCGCGGACACUAUCAUCAUGGCCAACCUGGGCUACUUCCAAUUCAAAGCGCAGCCUGGCGUGUGGCAGAUCAACCUCAAGCCUGGUCGAAGUGAGAAGCUUUUCAACAUCGACAGUGUCGGUGGCCUUGGAUAUCGGCCCCAGCCUGGCGAUGAGAGCACCGAAGUCACCCUUCUGUCCUUCCAAGGCCGCACCCUCUUCCCUCGCCUCUCCCGCAAACCCGGUCACGAGAACGACGACGUCCUCGAAACGGGACCCCAGCCUGGCUCGGCGCGAGACUACCUUUCCAAGGGCUUCAGUUUCGCCUCCGGGGUGCUCUCUAGCGUUGGCGUGGGCGCCAAGUCUGAGGAGCAACAGGCCGAUAUCAACAUUUUCUCCGUCGCCAGUGGCCACUUGUACGAGCGCAUGCUCAACAUCAUGAUGGUUUCCGUCAUGCGGCACACGAAACACACCGUCAAGUUCUGGUUCAUUGAACAAUUCCUCUCACCCUCCUUCCGCGCAUUCCUGCCCCAUCUCGCCGAAGAAUGCGGCUUCUCGUACGAGAUGGUCACGUACAAGUGGCCUCACUGGCUGCGUCCACAAAAGGAGAAGCAGCGCGAGAUCUGGGGAUACAAGAUGCUCUUCCUAGACGUAUUGUUCCCCUUGUCUCUGGACAAAGUAAUCUUCGUCGACGCGGACCAAAUCGUGCGAACUGAUAUGUACGACCUCGUCACGCACGACUUGGAAGGCGCACCCUACGGUUUCACACCGAUGGGCGACUCACGCACGGAGAUGGAGGGCUUCCGCUUCUGGAAACAGGGCUACUGGAGCACGUUCCUGCGCGGCAAGCCGUACCACAUCUCGGCGCUGUACGUAGUCGACCUGAACCGGUUCCGCGCUAUCGCCGCCGGCGACCGUCUCCGUGGACAGUACCAGAUGCUUUCGGCUGAUCCUAAUAGUCUGAGUAACUUGGACCAGGACCUGCCGAAUCACAUGCAGCACCAUAUUCCGAUUCACAGUCUGCCCCAGGAGUGGUUGUGGUGUGAGACGUGGUGCUCGGAUGAAGACCUCGCGUCUGCGAGGACUAUUGAUCUUUGCAAUAACCCGCAGACUAAGGAGCCUAAGUUGGCGAGAGCCAGGAGACAGGUGCCCGAGUGGACUGUGUAUGAUGAUGAGAUUGCGGCGCUGGCGAAGCGUGUUUCGGCUGAGCAGGUUGGGUUUGUGCAGACUGGGGAGGAUGGUGCGCAGAAGGAGGUGUCUGUUGAUGAUGAGAUUGUCGAGGAGGAAGAGGAGGAUGUUGACCGCAAGGAUGAACUAUAG
This is a messenger RNA of Penicillium cataractarum, 4488 nucleotides long. Its product is annotated as putative UDP-glucose:glycoprotein glucosyltransferase. The transcript is spliced from 4 exons. The coding region runs from base 1 to 4488 and encodes 1495 amino acids. The record is from RefSeq and is a predicted model, not a curated record. Gene Ontology annotation, molecular function: UDP-glucose:glycoprotein glucosyltransferase activity. Lineage: Eukaryota; Fungi; Ascomycota; Eurotiomycetes; Eurotiales; Aspergillaceae. Gene Ontology annotation, cellular component: endoplasmic reticulum.